UCGGUAUUGGUGCACUCAUGGUACGUACGCAGUUUUCUGUAUGUAUAAUGCUGCCACUGGACUGCUACAGGUGCACUGCAUCUCAGCGCCAGUCUUUCGACAAGAGGCAGCAUCUCUACUUGAAGAGAGCGCUCAUCCCCCGAACAGAGAUGAGUUGGACCAUGGGAAGCAUGGCCCUGACCUGCCUACUGCUGCUGAAGAUGCUAAAGGUGGAGAUGGUCGGUGGGAAAGUCCUGGAGGAGACCUACAUGAGGUGGAUCCACUACAAAGAUGAAUGUGUGAAGAUGAUUGACUAUGAGCCAUUUCCUCAAGGUUUGUUCUGUAACAGGACGUUUGACCGCUAUGCCUGCUGGCCUGAUGGUCUUCCAGGGUCGGUGGUCAAUGUGUCCUGUCCCUCCUACCUGCCCUGGUUUGACAAAGUGUCUCAGGGUGUGGUGCGUCGGCGGUGUGGCUCUGAUGGCCACUGGGUGGAGGAGGAGGACGGGGAAGUCUGGAGGGACAUGUCUCAGUGUGAAGAGGAACAGGAAAUCACAUCUCAGGAGCUGUGGUUCAAGCAGUUGAUGGUGAGCUUCAGGAUGCUUUACACGGUUGGCUACACCCUGUCCCUCUUCACCCUGGUCUCAGCGCUCAUUAUUCUACUGAGUAUCAGGAAGCUUCACUGCACCCGCAACUACAUCCACGCAAACCUGUUUGUGUCUUUCAUCCUGCGAGCCGUGUCGGUGAUCGUCAAGGACACCAUGCUGGAGCGUCACUGGGGCCGGGAGAUCAUGAGACAGGCCGACCUGGGAGAAAUGCUGAGUCACGAGGCUGCCAUUGGCUGCAGGAUGGCCCAGGUGGUGAUGCAGUAUUGUGUUCUAGCCAAUCACUACUGGUUCUUUGGAGAGGCCAUAUACCUGUAUUCGGUGCUCAUCGCCUCCGUAUUAAUUGAGAACAACAAGUACUUGCCUUAUAUCUGCCUCGGCUGGGGAACCCCUCUUUUAUUUGUCCUUCCUUGGAUGUUGGCCAAGCUAUUGAGAGAAAACAAAGAGUGCUGGGCUGUCAAUGAAAAUAUGAGCUACUGGUGGAUAAUACGGUUUCCCAUUCUGUUUGCGUCACUGAUCAACUUAUUGAUUUUCAUGAAGAUUUUGAAGGUGAUUCUAUCCAAACUACGUGCCAACAAUCAGAAUGGCUAUCCUGACUACAAGCUUCGCUUGGCCAAGGCGACCUUGACCCUCAUCCCUCUAUUUGGCAUCCAUGAGGUCAUCUUCAUCUUUGCCACUGAUGAGCAGACCACUGGCAUCCUGCGCUACAUCAAGGUCUUCUUCACGCUCUUCCUCAACUCAUUUCAGGGAUUUCUGGUGGCUGUGCUGUACUGCUACUGUAACAAAGAGGUGAAGACAGAGCUUGCGAAGAAACUGCGAAGCUGUAGGAUGGAGGUGGAGGUGGUGUGCUGUGGACAGUGACUAACCGAGACAAGAGUAGAACCAUUCUCCAUCGCCACAGUUCCAGAGAACAGUGGAGCUUCUACACCACCACCAACAGGAGUCCAACCUGAUAGUCCUCCAUCUCCGCAGGCUCAAAGUUCAAGACAGCAUGCUCGGAACACCUCCAUGACACCUGAGUCUCUCGCUCAACUGCAUUGUCGUACCACAAAGGCAACCCUGGAGAAGAGUACAGACUGCACACACCUAACUCCUAAUGAGACCACGGGGUCUAGUCCAUCUAUGCAGGUGUCAUUCCUCAUUCACUUAAACGACCCGGUUGAGUUACCUCCACAUGUUGUAAAUAUUUAUUCAGAUUAAAGGCCCAAAUGCAGCCAUUUUUGAUCUAAUAUGAAAUAAUUUCUGGGUAACAAUUAAGUACCGUAGUGUAAUAGUUUGAAAUUAAAAUGUAAAACAAAAUGACAAAAAUAAUUGUUUCGCAAGCAAGAAGUUUCAGAGGUGGUCUAAGUAAGGGGUCUAAUUGGGGGUGCCUAAUGUAACUUGAAAACUAGCUGUUGGCAGAGAGGUUUGACACUUUUUUUGUUAUUGGUCUAUCAAUUUAUACUGCCUGGGGAUGUCAUCAUGCAAGACAACUCCGCCCAUGCAAAACCUGCAGAUUAGAAGGUCCCGUGUAAAUUGUAUUUUCAACUGGCAACUAUCAGAAAGUUACACUGAUCACAUUUUUCCCACUUUUACAGUGUUAUUUUCAGCUGUUGUACAAUAUGAUACAAAACACAGGGAAAACUGAAAUUUGACUGCACUGGGCCUUUAAGU
Oncorhynchus gorbuscha (pink salmon) is the source of this 2234-nucleotide messenger RNA. RefSeq names its product glucagon receptor-like. The coding region runs from base 18 to 1442 and encodes 474 amino acids. Gene Ontology annotation, biological process: adenylate cyclase-modulating G protein-coupled receptor signaling pathway; cell surface receptor signaling pathway. The record is from RefSeq and is a predicted model, not a curated record. The transcript has 14 exons. Gene Ontology annotation, cellular component: plasma membrane. NCBI's taxonomy places the organism in Eukaryota, Metazoa, Chordata, Actinopteri, Salmoniformes, Salmonidae. Gene Ontology annotation, molecular function: glucagon receptor activity; peptide hormone binding.